This is a messenger RNA of Amborella trichopoda, 891 nucleotides long. RefSeq lists its product as uncharacterized. Gene Ontology annotation, cellular component: membrane. Gene Ontology annotation, molecular function: hexosyltransferase activity. NCBI's taxonomy places the organism in Eukaryota, Viridiplantae, Streptophyta, Magnoliopsida, Amborellales, Amborellaceae. The record is from RefSeq and is a predicted model, not a curated record.
AUGUGGCCGCAGCGGCUCCUCCUCGCCGCCCUGCUCUCUCUCACCAUCCUCCUCACCUCCAUAUUCUUCUUCACUCUCCACUACUCUCCUGGAUCGUCUCUCCACUCAUCAGAGUCGUCGCAGGAAUUGGUCCCUCAGCCUACCGAGCUCCGUCUCUUGAUCGGCAUCCUAACCCGCUUCGGCACUAUCGACCGUCGCCACCUUCUCCGGCUUGCAUACUCUGUCCAGCCCUCACCCACUUUCCCUGCCGUCAUCGACGUAAGGUUCGUCCUCUGCAACCUCACCUCGUCAGACCAGCGCCUGCUAGUCAGUCUCGAGAUCCUUCGCUUCAACGACAUCAUCAUCCUCAACUGCUCUGAGAACAUGAACUCAGGAAAGACAUACUCGUAUUUCUCUCAGCUUCCGGCCAUAUUCCCCGACACCGAAAAAUACGACUACGUGAUGAAGACCGACGACGACACGUACAUACGAGUCUUGCCUUUAGUAAGCUCCCUAAGGGCUAGACCACGCCAUGACCUAUACUAUGGCUUUGUAGUCCCCUGCAUGAGCAUGGAUCCAUUUAAGGGCUAUAUGUCAGGAAUGGGGUUUGUUUUGUCAUGGGAUUUGGUGGAGUGGAUCAGAGAGAGUGAGAUUCCUAAAAACAACACAAUGGGGCCUGAAGAUAAGGUGGUGGGAGAGUGGUUGAGGUUAGGGAGUAAAGGGAAGAACAGGUGGUGUGAGAAACCAGGAAUGUAUGAUUAUCCAGGCACAAAUGGGAGGUGUUCCCAUGGUUUGAUAGAGGAAACAGUUGCAGUGCACAGGUUGAAGAGAAUGGACAUGUGGGUGAGGGUCUUUGAGUAUUUUAAUGUGACCAAGGGGGUGAAGCCCUCUAGGAUGUACCAUCUUGAUUGA